AAUCUCCUCUCAACUUUCUCCCAUCUCCUCUCAACUCUCUCUCUCUCUCCAAAAUACAAUGGCAACUACUCUCUUUAUUCUAUUCCUAUUGCCCCUUCUAGCUCCAAACUUCAUUUCUUGUUCACCAGUUCAAGAUCCUGAGAAAGUAGUACAAGAAGUGCAUGAGCGCAUCAAUGCGUCAAGAAGGAAGUUGGGAUUCCUUUCUUGCGGCACAGGCAAUCCCAUCGAUGACUGCUGGCGGUGCGACCCCAAUUGGGAAAAAAACCGCCAAAGCCUAGCAGAUUGCGCGAUAGGGUUUGGCAAACAUGCCAUUGGCGGUAGGGAUGGUAAAAUUUACGUGGUCACGGAUUCAGGAGAUUACGAUGCUGUGACCCCGAAACCUGGCACACUUCGGUAUGCCGUCAUCCAGGAGGAGCCAUUGUGGAUCAUAUUCGAGCGUGACAUGGUGAUCACGCUCAAGGAAGAGCUCAUCAUGAACUCUUUCAAGACGAUCGACGGUCGAGGCGCGAGCGUCCACAUUGCUGGUGGGCCCUGCAUUACUAUACAGUAUGUGACCAACAUUAUCAUCCAUGGUGUGAAUAUACAUGAUUGCAAGCAAGGAGGGAAUGCUAAUGUGAGGGACUCCCCAAAUCACUAUGGGUGGAGGACUAUAUCGGAUGGUGAUGGGGUAUCGAUUUUUGGGGGAAGCUAUGUUUGGGUGGACCAUUGUUCCUUAUCUAACUGCAAUGAUGGACUCAUUGAUGCCAUUCAUGGAUCUACAGCAAUCACCAUCUCUAACAACUACAUGACCCACCACAACAAGGUCAUGCUCUUGGGCCACAGUAAUACCUACACACAGGACAAGAAUAUGCAAGUUACCAUAGCCUUUAACCAUUUUGGCGAGGGGCUUGUGCAAAGGAUGCCAAGAUGUAGACAUGGAUAUUUUCAUGUGGUGAACAAUGACUAUACCCAUUGGGAAAUGUAUGCAAUUGGUGGCAGUGCAAAUCCAACCAUCAACAGCCAAGGGAAUAGAUUUCUGGCUCCCAAUGACAGGUUCAGUAAAGAGGUUACCAAACGCGAGGAAGCACCAGCGAGUGAAUGGAAGAAUUGGAACUGGAGAUCAGAAGGAGACCUAAUGUUAAAUGGCGCAUUCUUCACAGCAACCGGUGCAGGAGCGUCUUCUAGCUAUGCUAGGGCGUCAAGCUUGGGCGCAAGGCCCUCAUCGCUCAUAAACUCAUUGACAUCGGGAGCUGGUGCACUCAAUUGCAAGAAGGGCUCGCGCUGCUAAUCAACGGCUGAGCCACAAAUAGGGGGAAAAUAAUUCAUCAAAAUUGUAUUUAUAAAAGCAAGUUUAUUAAGUGUUUUUUGGCUUUUUUCCAUUUUCCUUUUGCAUGAUUGUUACAAGCUCAGCCUGUUUCAAAGAGUACCACCAUUUGGGGUAUUAAGUAUUGUGUUAGAAACCCUAAUGAGAUGAGAAAGAAACAAGAGCUGAAGUGUAGAUGAAUUCAAAUUCCAGUUUACUAUUGUUGUGAGAUAUACAUAAUCGUUUAUAGAUGGGAUUUUCUUGUGUCA
Molecule: messenger RNA, 1551 nt
Organism: Camellia sinensis
Lineage: Eukaryota; Viridiplantae; Streptophyta; Magnoliopsida; Ericales; Theaceae
Product: putative pectate lyase 5
Molecular function (GO): pectate lyase activity
Source: RefSeq, a predicted model, not a curated record